Molecule: messenger RNA, 2735 nt
Organism: Platichthys flesus (European flounder)
Lineage: Eukaryota; Metazoa; Chordata; Actinopteri; Pleuronectiformes; Pleuronectidae
Product: globoside alpha-1,3-N-acetylgalactosaminyltransferase 1-like
Biological process (GO): carbohydrate metabolic process
Cellular component (GO): vesicle; Golgi apparatus; membrane
Molecular function (GO): hexosyltransferase activity
Source: RefSeq, a predicted model, not a curated record
GACAUUUUGCGCACUAGGCAAACGCCCAUGUUGCCUAUGCCAGGGAACGCCACUGGUCGUACUGACGUGCUGACGAUGACGUCCUUCGUUCCAGUGGUUUGGGAGGGAACCUUCAACCCGGUUCUCCUCGACAGCCUCUACCAGGGGACGAGCCUCACCAUCGCAGCCACUGUGUUUGCCCAGGGAAAGUACAUUAGGUUCCUGAAAAGGUUUCUGGAGACCAUGGAGCAGCACUUCUUCACUGGUUUCAAUGUGCAUGUGUUUGUCUAUACUGACCAGCCAAACGAGGUGCCCCAAGUCAAAAUGGCCAGCGGCAGACAGCUGACGGUGAAAACAGUGCCCACCGUUAACCGUUGGCAGGAUAUCAGUGCCAGUAGGAUGUUUCUGGUCCAGGCCCUAAUAGAUGAUGAGCUUCUUGACUACGCAGACUUCAUCUUCUGUCUGGACGUUGACUCAGAAUUCCAUGGCCAUUGGGGCACGGAGUCAUUGGGAGAUCUGGUCGGUGUGCUCCAUCCAGGUUACUACAAAGCCCACCGCAGCGCACUCCCCUAUGAGCGGCGGCCAAUCUCCAAAGCCUACAUGGCUCCUGAGGAAGGGGACUUCUACUACUGUGGGGGGGCAUUCGGAGGCAACCUGCAGGAAGUACAACGGCUUUCCCAAAACUGCACCAUCAACUUUUGGGAUGAUCGUACAAAAGGCAUCGAGGCAGUCUGGCAGGAGGAGAGUCAUAUUAACAGGUAUAUGUGGCUCAAUAAGCCCAGUAAGAUUCUGUCACCUGAGUACCUGUGGCAAGACUUUGCAGCCCGCGAGCCUGAAAUUCAUAUCAUCAGGUUCUCUGGAGUUGUGAAAAACUACGCAGAGAUCCGACCGAAUGUCUGAGAGAACCCAACUGCACCAUAUGGAAUGUGAAAGUCAGCUAUGUAGUCCUGGUUCAUUUUCUGUAUAGUGUCGAACAGCGCUUAAAGUCAAAAUUAGUAGAUAUGGGGGGUUCAGGGGGGAUAGGGUCCUGGUCUAAACCUGGCGUGGUUUGGCCUCACCUGAUUUUGUUUGGGCUUUCAUCUGUCAGUUUAAAUAAAGUUGAUGACACGUUUCCACUUCCUGAAGCGAGAGUUUCUCAGAUACAAAUGCUGCCAUCUUCUGGUGAUGAUGUAAUUUGCAGUCAGAGUCAGUUCAGUAGUGAUCAUAGUGUCAAGGUCCCGCCCAUUCACACUCAUAACCAAUCCAGAGUCUGUGUCUGCUGUCAAUCACAACGUCAGAUCUUUUUUUUUAUCAUCAAAUAACUAAUUCAACCCAAAAUGAUCAAAAACAUUUUAACAGACAUCAUCAGUUUCUGAAAAUGAGAAAAAGACCAUGUUCCACAAAGACAGGAAGAUGUGUGUGUUCAGACCAUAUAAAGCAAGUAAAACACUCUGAUUAUGAUUGUCUCUCCCUCUCUCUCUCUCUCCCUCUCGCUCUCUCUCUCUCUCUCUGUAUAUCUCUCUGAGCGGAGAGCUGGUGGCGGUAAAUGAAAGGAGUAAGGAAAAAAUACCCAAAACCCCAGGGGGAAAACGUAGAAACCUCAGAGAGAUGUGAGGGAUCCCUCUACCAGGACACACCCUAACGCAGGCAGUGCAGAGACAGAGGUUUGUCCACCGGCAGCCGCGUCCGCUCAUGUGGGGCCCGACGGGAGGCGCGCCUUCCGGGUGGAAGGUGUGGCAGUGUGAGGAGGUGAGAAGAAGGACCCUGCGACUACCCCAGACGCAAUGGUCUCCGAGAUCUGGCAUGCAACAAUGGAAUGAGGCAGAGGAGGGUACAUAUGAAAACAUCAGGGGUGCAGCAACUGAUGAUGUUUGAAGGUCGAUAUUCCUUCUUGUGGUAUCUGACAUAGCAUGAGGAGCAUCCUGCUGAGGAGGGGAUUUUGAGAACAGCUCACAGAGGUCGGCAAGGUCUGUGCACCUUUCUGAAAGUAAAAAGAUCUGACCCCAACAGUCAAUCUGAAGUUCACCUUCUGUGGAUCUGAUUGAUGCCAUCACACACUCAUGUUAAUGCUAUGCACUGAAUGUUGUAAACACAGUAAAGGGUGUGCCAGUAGAGGCAGCUGCUCUGAUGGAAAUUUGCUUUGUUUGGUAGUUAAUAGCAGGUAACUCUAAAAGUAUGAUUUAUAUGAUCUUAGGGUCUACCAGCAGAUGUUAGAGACAUAACUUCAGUUGUGCACCUCAGCGUCAUCGAGUGUUUUGGCCUUGUAAUCAUGAUACAGGGCACCUGAGGCUAAAGGUAAAGCUACUGGCUACUGGCUACCUCUAGGCCCCUUUUUAAACUAAACACUGUCCCAUUUUAGAACAUAGGACAAGAUGGUGAAUAUUUAAUGUACGUUCUGCCGCCUUAAGUAAUGCAACCAGUUGAUGUUAUGGGAUGUUAGUGACAUAUCUUUAGUUGUGUACUUUAGUGUCAUCAGGUGUUUCAACAUCUUAAUCACAACCGGCCCUUCUUCUAAGGCCGCCCCACCACAGGCUGGUCAGACCUGGGUGCGUGUCCCCAGCAUCUUGAUAAGUACUUGACUGUGUACUUUAACUUUGACAUGUGUUUUGAUUUCUGCUCCGUGGAAUGUUUGUGGAGUGAUGUCUAUUCAUUGUUCUGUUUGACUCAUCCUCCUUCGGGUAAACCCACCGUUGUUUCCUCAUAUUUUCAACUUUUACUUGUAAGUGUUUAAUCUUUCUGCCAACCCGAGUUCUUGUCAAAUGUAUACGUGAAUAUUU